Messenger RNA from Galeopterus variegatus (Sunda flying lemur), 3827 nucleotides. It is a transcript of the gene ABCD2, whose product is annotated as ATP-binding cassette, sub-family D (ALD), member 2. The coding region runs from base 443 to 2662 and encodes 739 amino acids. The transcript has 10 exons. Gene Ontology annotation, molecular function: ATP binding; long-chain fatty acid transmembrane transporter activity; ABC-type transporter activity. Gene Ontology annotation, cellular component: peroxisomal membrane. NCBI's taxonomy places the organism in Eukaryota, Metazoa, Chordata, Mammalia, Dermoptera, Cynocephalidae. Gene Ontology annotation, biological process: long-chain fatty acid import into peroxisome; peroxisome organization; very long-chain fatty acid catabolic process. The record is from RefSeq and is a predicted model, not a curated record.
AGCUAGGGCAGGUUUUGUUCGCCAGCAGAUGGCCUGAUUCAACCUCUCUAAAAAUAGACAUUUACCUCUCUGAACUCCUGUUUAAGGAUGUAGUUCGUUUUGCUCUUUCACCAUUUUCAAGGUUCAAAGGAAAGCGGCGAGGAUUCCAAGGUCCCACCGCCCUCACAGCCAAUGAGGGGUCUGGGAGGGAGGAGCUUAGUGCAUGCAGCUCGAGCUUCUGAAGGAAUCAUCCCCAGUAUGUGCAGUAGAGUCUGAGCUCUGCUGCAUCUGUCACAGCAGAACAAAAUUUUUUAAACUAAAACAAAACGCAAAAAACAGUAGAGGAGAAACGCUGCAGACGGUGGAAUGCUGUAAGACUUUCUAAAAUAUUUCCUGGGGAUUCCUGUGGAGCAUGAUCUUUUAAAACGAAUUCUUUUUGAAGCCGGUUUGUGUAACUGGGAAAAUGACACAUAUGCUAAAUGCAGCAGCUGAUCGAGUGAAAUGGACCAGAUCGAGCGCAGCUAAGAGGGCUGCCUGCCUGGUGGCUGCGGCAUAUGCUCUGAAAACCCUCUAUCCCAUCAUUGGCAAGCGUUUAAAGCAAUCUGGCCACUGGAAGAAAAAAGAAACUUACCCGGCUGCAGAGAACAGAGAAAUACUGCAUUGCACCGAGCCUAUUUGUAAAAACCCUCCGCCAGGAGUGAAUGCAGAUUUUUUCAAACAGCUACUAGAACUUCGGAAAAUUCUCUUUCCAAAACUUGUGACCACUGAAACAGGGUGGCUCUGCCUCCACUCGGUGGCUCUGAUCUCAAGAACCUUUCUGUCCAUCUAUGUGGCAGGUCUGGAUGGGAAAAUCGUGAAAAGCAUUGUAGAAAAGAAGCCUCGGACUUUCAUCAUAAAAUUAAUCAAGUGGCUUAUGAUUGCCAUCCCUGCCACUUUCGUCAACAGUGCAAUAAGGUACCUGGAGUGCAAAUUGGCUUUGGCCUUCAGAACUCGCCUAGUAGACCAUGCCUAUGAAACCUAUUUUACAAAUCAGACUUAUUAUAAAGUGAUCAAUAUGGAUGGGAGGCUGGCAAACCCUGACCAGUCUCUUACUGAGGAUAUUAUGAUGUUCUCCCAAUCUGUGGCUCAUCUGUAUUCCAAUCUGACCAAACCUAUUUUAGAUGUAAUCCUGACCUCUUAUACACUCAUUCAGACUGCUACAUCCAGAGGAGCAAGCCCAAUUGGACCGACCCUGUUAGCAGGACUUGUAGUGUAUGCCACUGCUAAAGUGUUGAAAGCCUGCUCUCCCAAAUUUGGUAAAUUGGUGGCUGAAGAAGCUCAUAGAAAAGGCUAUUUGCGGUAUGUACACUCCAGAAUCAUAGCCAAUGUGGAAGAAAUAGCUUUUUACGGAGGACAUAAGGUAGAAAUGAAACAACUCCAGAAAAGUUACAAAGCUUUAGUGGACCAGAUGAACCUCAUUUUGUCCAAACGUUUGUGGUACAUCAUGAUAGAGCAAUUCUUGAUGAAGUAUGUUUGGAGCAGCAGUGGACUAAUUAUGGUGGCUAUACCUAUUAUCACUGCAACUGGCUUUGCAGAUGGUGAAGAUGGCCAAAAACAAGCUAUGGUUAGUGAACGGACAGAAGCCUUUACCACUGCUCGGAAUUUAUUGGCCUCUGGAGCUGAUGCUAUUGAAAGGAUCAUGUCUUCAUACAAAGAGAUCACUGAAUUAGCAGGCUAUACUGCCCGAGUAUACAAUAUGUUUUGGGUCUUUGAUGAAGUAAGAAGAGGCAUUUAUAAGCGAACUGCUGUCAUUCAAGAGUCUGAAAACCUUAGCAAGAAUGGAGCUAAUGUAGAAUUACCUCUCAGUGACACAUUGGCAAUCAGAGGAAAAGUUAUUGAUGUGGAUCAUGGAAUUAUUUGUGAAAAUGUUCCCAUAAUUACACCAGCUGGAGAAGUUGUGGCUUCCAGGCUAAACUUCAAAGUACAAGAAGGAAUGCAUCUUUUGAUAACUGGUCCCAAUGGUUGUGGGAAAAGUUCUCUCUUCAGAAUUUUAAGUGGGCUCUGGCCUGUGUAUGAAGGAGUUCUCUAUAAACCACCUCCCCAACAUAUGUUCUAUAUUCCACAAAGGCCAUAUAUGUCUCUUGGAAGUCUUCGGGAUCAAGUCAUUUAUCCCGAUUCAGUGGAUGAUAUGCACGAUAAAGGUUAUACAGACCAAGAUCUCAAAACUAUUUUACACAAUGUCCAUCUCUUUCACAUAGUUCAAAGAGAAGGAGGAUGGGAUGCUGUUAUGGACUGGAAAGAUGUCCUAUCAGGAGGGGAAAAGCAAAGAAUGGGCAUGGCUCGUAUGUUUUAUCAUAAACCAAGAUAUGCAUUGCUGGAUGAAUGUACCAGUGCUGUCAGCAUUGAUGUUGAAGGAAAGAUAUUUCAGGCCGCGAAAGGGGCUGGAAUAUCUCUACUGUCAAUAACACACAGGCCUUCUCUUUGGAAAUACCACACUCAUUUAUUACAGUUUGAUGGUGAAGGAGGUUGGCGCUUUGAACAAUUGGAUACUGCUAUCCGUUUAACAUUGAGUGAAGAAAAACAAAAGCUAGAAUCUCAGCUAGCUGGAAUUCCCAAAAUGCAGCAGAGACUCGAUGAACUAUGUAAAAUUUUGGGAGAAGACUCAGUGCUGAAAACAAUCAAAAAUGAAGAUGAGAUAUCCUAAUUUGUUUUGACAUGUUUUUAAAAAUUAUUUUUUAGGUAAAGGCUCAGAGGCACUCUGUUACAGUGCAUGCAAGUGUGUUAAGCUAAGCACAGAGACAAAAAAAAAGGCAGUAAGAAAUGUUUUAUAAAAUUUUAGCAUCAGGGAAGUAUAUGAUCUGAUUUUUUCAUAAGAAAAUAAACAAAUGCAUUAUGUAACAUUAAUCAUUAUGGCUUAUUCUAAUUCUUAGUGAAAGCCUAAUUCACCUGUAAAACAGGAUUUUCUAGGUGAAUUCAGGAUGAAUACCAGAUUUGCUAUGUAUGUGUAUGUCUGAAGUUCUUAACAAACAUGAGAGAUGUCCCAGAAAUGAAACAAGAGCAGCAUUUGGGUUGAUACCAGGUGCAUAAAUUAGAACUUCGAGUAACAUUUCAGUCCAUUUAUGGUUGAUAUUAAGUUUAAUAGCUAGAAUUCCUGUUUGUCAUUACUAGUGGCCAACUAAACUUGUAUACAAAAUAGCUGACAGUGUGAUAAAUAAUUUCAAUAUAAAAAAAUUCUUUUAAUGGCAGUAGUUGAAAGAAAGCAUAGCCAUACAUGAAUGAAAUGUCAUAUGUUUAAAUUUUAGACUUUGAGUAUCUUAAUACAGGAACAUAACAGAUUAAUUUUAAUGAGAUGCUUACAUUUUUGUUAAUAAACCCUUUUAUUUUGAAGAGGAUUGCCAAUACAAAAAAGAAGUAUCCAAACAAUGUUUGUUGCAGCCUGUGCUUUACUUGACAUCAUUAUCUAUUGCAACUUCUGUCUGGAAAUACACAGUUUGUUUUUGUGCCCAAAGGAGGAGUCCACAUUUAAAAAAUUACAGUAGUAUAAUAGAAUAUAGGGAUUCUGAAAAUCAUAGUAAUAAUAACAUACAGUGGAAUGGUACUUUAUAAUUUACAAUCUCCAUUUACAUAAUUUCAUUUUAAUCCUUGUGAUAAUAUUUUGAGACAGACAUUAUGUUUGCUUUUGAGAAAAUUGACACUAGAUAUGCCCUAAUCAUGAAAUUUAUUUAGAGACCAAUCUAGGGAUCACAUGAAGUUCUCCCGACUCCCUUAUUCAGGUAUAUUUCUACUAUUAUCCUUUAAACCUAACUGGACUAUAAUAUCAAUAAAAGUUAGAGGAGAUGUUGAAAAGAAAAUAAAUUUGGUAAUGUUAA